Wasmannia auropunctata (little fire ant) is the source of this 982-nucleotide messenger RNA. RefSeq lists its product as uncharacterized. The coding region runs from base 291 to 758 and encodes 155 amino acids. NCBI's taxonomy places the organism in Eukaryota, Metazoa, Arthropoda, Insecta, Hymenoptera, Formicidae. The record is from RefSeq and is a predicted model, not a curated record. The transcript is spliced from 3 exons.
GCAAUGGGAGAAGAUUGAUGUGAUAUUCACUGUGCUGCUGAAAAACAUAGGAAAGAUAAUUUAAUAUUAAUAGCAUAUUGGAUCUUGCAGGAAAAAUCAGUCUGAAAACGGGCGUCAUAUAACCUCUCUGUAUAGGUUGAAGGCGCAAAAUCACCAACCGGUGAUACAACACUAAAAACCCCCCCUCAUCAUAGAUACGAGUUGUCACUCGACACUCCGAUUGCAGAAACGUCGACCUUGUGAACGCUGUCUUGAUUCUUUCAGGGAUAAUCAGACGGGACAAUUGCACAAUGGAAGACGUGAUACAAUCGACGGAACACGACUCGUGUUCGAGGGACGACGAUUCUCUAUACGUCGCUACGAAAUGCUGGGAACGCGUUAUGGACGCCGCCGUCAAGACCGGCUACAGAGAAGGGGCACAGGACGGGGCCGAUUCUGUGCUGCAGGAGGGAUUCGACAUCGGCUACAGGGACGGUUUCGAGACCGCUUUCACGUUGGGAAGGUACAAGGGUCUGGCUGCCGUCUCGACGUCCGCGCCGGAGCAUCCCGCGGACGUGGCCGCCGUUCUCGACAAGACCAGACGCGGCGCGUGUAGGAUAUGCGACGUCGAGUCGCGACGUAAAGCCCCCAGUCCGCACGAGGACGCCCCGUUCGACGAAGUCCUGAACGAGCAGAGAGCACACUCCGCGGAAGUGAUAGGCAGGCUGCGCGAGUACUUCGAACCGAUCCUGAAGAGAUCGGGCGUCAAUUCAAUCUAGAUACAGUUUAGGUGACAUUUACAAAACGAGCGUAACGGUUAGAUUAUUAAAAAUCUAGUAAUAUUUUUAAUAUACUGAUUAUUUAACAUAUUAAUAUUAAUUAUUAAUAUUGUAAAAAAUUAAUUUCCUAUAGAAACUUUUAUUAUACGAGACACUCGGAUAGCUUCGCGACUCAGUCGUACAGUGAUUAUUGAUAAUAAAUGUUUUUCUUUUUAUAAAUAUAA